This is a messenger RNA of Lactuca virosa, 956 nucleotides long. The record is from the annotation of a GenBank genome assembly. Lineage: Eukaryota; Viridiplantae; Streptophyta; Magnoliopsida; Asterales; Asteraceae.
GAUUGGGUUGUCGUGGUCGAUGAAUGUGGAUAGUGUUGGGCCCAAAGUUUGAUACCAAUAUGCGUAGCAGGCCUUGCCCAGUUACCGAUUUCACGUCUUUCAGUCCAGUUUCAUUACGGCGUCCUUCCUUUGGCAUCUGGUUUGAAGAGAGGGCAACUGGCGACAGUGACGAGACGAAGCCACUGAAGAAAAGCACACAAAAUGAGUAACGAAACUCCCAAGCUCUACGUUCACAAGCCUAAGAAAGCUCAACGUAAGAAACAUCUACAACAGCAAUCACAUCCUUCUCCGCUGUCGUCACCGUCACCGUCACCAUCGCCGGUGACAUCCUCGUCGGCACCGGCAAUGGCUAGUCAAUCUACUACUGCGACAUCCUCUUCACGUGUUCCGCCGCCGCCACCAAAGGAGUCAUUUGCACGCCGUUACAAGUUCCUUUGGCCUCUUCUCCUCGCCGUCAAUUUUUCCAUCGGAGCUUACCUUUUCAUGAGAACAAAGAAGAAGGAGAUCAUAGAGGAAGAGGUGACAGCUGUCGCUUCUACUCCCACAUCUUUGGUUUCAACUGCUUCAGUUAGUGAUCCAUUGCCAGCUGUCAUGGAACUAGUGAAACCACGUGAACCCAUACCAUUAAAUCAGCAGCUUGAGCUUUUCAAAUGGAUUUUGGAGGAGAAAAGGAAAGUGAAAACAAAAGAUCCGGAGGAGAAAAAGAGAAUCGAUGAAGAAAAAGCCAUUCUUAAACAAUUCAUCCGAGCAAAAUCCGUCCCAUCUCUGUAACCGCAGGUUUGUUCUUGUUUCUAACAAGCUGUACAUUUAGUUUUAUUUUUUGGAUCAUAUUUGCUCCUACUGAAUAUCGGUUAGUGUUUGCUAUAUUAUUUCAAUAAAAUAUCUUUUUUAAUACAAGGGUUUAGAUAAGUGAGGCAAAAUUUCUACCACUAAUAUGUAUGUAUCAUUAUCAACGG